Messenger RNA from Postia placenta MAD-698-R-SB12, 2106 nucleotides. RefSeq lists its product as hypothetical. The record is from RefSeq and is a predicted model, not a curated record. The transcript is spliced from 3 exons. NCBI's taxonomy places the organism in Eukaryota, Fungi, Basidiomycota, Agaricomycetes, Polyporales, Adustoporiaceae. The coding region runs from base 1 to 2106 and encodes 701 amino acids.
AUGUACACGCUCUUCCUGUUCCUCUUCAUGACCGCCGAGUUCAUCCCCACGCUCCCCGAGCACCUGCACGAGCUCGCCAAGUACGCGCUGCUCUUCUUCAUCCCGCUGAUAGUCGCGGCGAACGAGCUCGGGUCGUUCGUCGACAUCUCCUACCGCACCCUCGGCAACGUGCCCGCGGUCGGCUUCGUCGACCAGGCCGUCCACACGGGCUUCGACGUGCUCACGCUCGCGCUCCUCGUGGUCUUCCAGCUGCUCGUCCUCGCCGUCGCCGUGCGCCGCCUCACCAAGGCGCUCGCGUACCGCCGCGAGCUCGACGCCAAGGCCGCGGAGGGCGGUGAGGUCAAGACGCACCUCCUCCGCGGCCUCGCGUGGAUCGUCGGCGGCGUCUUCCUCGGCGUCGUCGAGACCGCGAUCGGGUUCGCGGGCGGCGCGUUCGCGCUCGCCUUCGCGCGGCGCACGCUGCGACUGCUCGGGCGCGCGGGGCUCAUCGUGGGCGUGAUCAACGGCGUGGACACGGUCGAGGACUUCCGCAUCCUCAAGGCCGAGCAGCGUCGCCGGUCGCGGCUGCUCAUGCUCAUCUCAAACCCGCGCAACAGCACGUUCCGCCAGGUCGGCGGGGCGGCGUUCGACGCGGAGGCGGGCGGGCGGCUUCCCCGCGCGCUGCAACAGCGCAUGUCCGCGCUCUCCGACGUCCUCCUGGAGAUCCGCACGGUGUCCAUCCGCUACUCCGGCACGCCGCCCAGCGUCAGCGGCGUGGGCUCGUCGACCCGGGCGAUGGAGAACGGGGGCUCGUCGGGCAUGGAGUACUCCCUCGCGGCGUCCGCCGGCUCAGCGGGUCGCGCGUCCGUGAAGCGCCCGCAGCGCGUGACGGUGCAUUACGUGCGCGGGCGCGCGCCGAUCCUGGAGCUGCGCCGCUUCUCCGACCUGCUCGACCCCCGCUCGCUGCACGUGCUCACGCAGCUCGACCCGUUCUUCGAGGCGCAUGCGUUGCGCACCAAGUCGCUGCCGUCCCAGGCUGCGCUGCAGGGCUGGGGCGCCCGCCGCUCGACGCUCAAUGCGCCGCAGCCCAUCUUCGCAGUCGCGCGCCAUGCGGGUGACUCGCUCACGCCGCCGCCGUCUGCUGCCAUGUCCACCGCGUCCGCCUCGUCGUCGGCCGUCAUCACACCAGUCACGCGUGCACGCCCUGCAUACGCACGGCACACGUUCGCAGGGCGCGAUUUCGCCUCGAGAGAUCCGCGCGAACCCUCGCAGACGACGUCGGACGAGUCGCUGGAGGCGCUCUACGCGCUUACGGUGCAAUUCCCCCGUGCGCCCAGGACCGUCAGCGUGCUCCAGCCUUCUGGCGGCAAAGUUCCCUCUGUCUCGCGGGUCCCCACCGACAGCGGCCAUACUACGGAUAAUGCGGCUCCGGACGCAGAAUUGGUCCCGGAAGACCCCACGCAGUUCAUUGCCGUGGGCGCGGACUCACCUUAUGGAACCGACGGAGAGGACGCUGGGCUUGCAGCGGAUGAGGUGCCUGAGGACGCGACGAUACGUUCCCUCGGUGAGUCGUACGAGAGCACCCUCGUCGAGCAUGAGGGCCAUGAGGCUGAACUGCUGCUGGAAGACGAGGCUCAGGCUGCCGCCGCACUGCCCACGCCGGUCUCGAUGCUCACGCCUGUCGCGCGCCGGGUCGGCAAAGAGAAGUAUGUCUCUGCGGCUCCUGGCCCCGCCGUUGAUUACGACAGCGACGCUCGGUCGACAUCAAGCAGCAAGCAUUCGCGCAGGGCAAGGACGAUGAGCGCGAAGCUGCAGAAGCCGAGGCAUGGCAUGGACAGUACGCUCGACUUGCGUUCGCCCCCGUCUGCGUUCGACGAUCUUGCGUCUGUGGAUUCCCGCGUACCGCGCAUUAUGAGCGUCGGAAGCGCGCCGCAGCGCUGGACGCCAACACCAACGAGCAGCAUGUACAACCGGGACAGCAUUGCGGUCGUCCUCGACGAGGCCCCCGUUAGGAGAGCAGGCAGGAGGCUGCGGAAACAGAGCAUUCACAAAUCACGGAACUCGAGCCCCGCCGAGAGACCGGCCCCUGCUACCAUCCCUGCAGACCGUAGUUACUUUGAGGACUGA